Molecule: messenger RNA, 1894 nt
Organism: Psammomys obesus (fat sand rat)
Lineage: Eukaryota; Metazoa; Chordata; Mammalia; Rodentia; Muridae
Gene: Arl6
Product: ADP ribosylation factor like GTPase 6
Exons: 8
Coding region: 495-1055 (186 amino acids)
Biological process (GO): protein localization to cilium; intracellular protein transport; cilium assembly
Cellular component (GO): axoneme; cytoplasm
Molecular function (GO): GTPase activity; GTP binding
Source: RefSeq, a predicted model, not a curated record
CAGGCUGUGCGCGGCCUCCACCUCCCACCACGUCCCGGCAGCCGCGAAGACGCUGCCACUCGGUUCCCAGCACGCUGGCGGCUCCCCGUGUCCUCUGUGCUCGCUCUAAAACAGAGGUCCUCUGCCGGAACCAGGACUUUUUCGCCCAGAGCCCUUCAGCCGCAGAAGAAGGCGAGAGCCGACACGCUACACCGCUCGAGGAGGCGUGGUGUGGGGACCGGAAGAAGCUUCUGUUGCCAAGGGAACGCGGAGCGCCUUGGCGUCCGCUCAGCCACUGAUGCUCCGCGGCGGAAGCGGAGUUCCCCCAACUUAUUGAAGAGGCUGUGCUUGGGACAAGGGAUCCUUCCUACGAGGCCUAGAGAGGGAGGCUGAGGCUCCCGGGGAAGAGCCCACGGAAACGGGUAUAAGAGUACGUCCAUUCCUGUCCUUGUCAGCCCCUUGGGCUUCGGAUUGGCCUCAAAGAUCAGUUGCUUUGUAAAUAUUUAAGUCACAUUAUGGGAUUGCUGGACAGACUUUCAGGUUUACUUGGCCUGAGGAAGAAGGAGGUUCAUGUUUUGUGCCUCGGGCUAGAUAAUAGUGGGAAAACAACCAUCAUUAACAAACUGAAACCUUCAAAUGCUCAGUCUCAAGAUAUAGUUCCGACCAUAGGAUUCAGCAUAGAGAAAUUCAAAUCAUCCAGUUUGUCUUUUACAGUGUUUGACAUGUCAGGUCAAGGAAGGUACAGGAAUCUCUGGGAACACUAUUAUAAAGAUGGACAAGCCAUUAUUUUUGUCAUUGACAGUAGUGAUAAAUUAAGAAUGGUUGUGGCCAAAGAAGAACUUGAUACCCUUCUAAAUCACCCAGAUAUUAAGCACCGCCGAAUUCCAAUCUUGUUCUUUGCAAACAAAAUGGAUCUUAGAGACGCAGUGACUUCUGUGAAGGUGUCUCAGUUGCUGUGUUUAGAGAACAUCAAAGAUAAGCCAUGGCAUAUUUGUGCUAGUGAUGCCAUCAAAGGAGAAGGGUUGCAAGAAGGUGUAGACUGGCUUCAAGAUCAAAUCCAGGCUGUGAAGACGUGAAAAGAUAGUCUCCAGGAACCAACAAGAAUUUCAAUUAAAGGAGUCUAUAUAAAGCAUACUGGAUAAUCUCAAUUUUAUUUUAAAAGAUUUAUGCAACCAAGGAUAUUUUGCAAUAUUCUGCUUGCUUUUAUGGACUCUGGAAGAACUUUUUAAGGGCUUGAGACAUUGUUAAUCUGGCCAUUAGCUAUGAAAGCUAAUAUUUUCUCAAAACUCCUUAAUUACCAGCUUCUUGUGAACAUCUACACGCUGUUGUAAUUAAAAUGUGUAAAUACGUUAUAAGCCAUCUCAAUAUCUUAUCGUGAUUUAUGUCUUUAAUGUAUUUUUAUUUUUAAUUGUCUUCUGAAAGUUUAUUAUAUGAUUUUGAAGCGUGAAUUGUGUUAGUGAAACAGCUUUAAAGAUUUAUAAGGGAUCACAGAUAAUUAGUAUAUAUGUAAUUUUUUUAGUGUCACUAAUCAAUAAAAAUUGAAAUAUAUCAAUUAGAGUACUUUUUGUUUGUGCUGAAAAGAAUAACGUGUUAGUGUGGUAUUUGGUGUUUUACUGUCAAGCAUUAUCUGAGACUGAGUGAACUGAAUUUAUUUUUUUGGUGCUUAUUGAAUAUUUCCAUACUUUCUGCUCAAACCUGGUCCUGUUAACCUGCAUAUGUGUAUGUCACUUCACAACUAUAAAGGUUUGGGUAUCUGGUUAGCCCAUUUUUUGGGUCAUUCAUAUAUGUAAAGUAUUCCUUGCCUUCACUGAAAUCAAUGUAAUGAGGGAUAAUCUGAGAACAUUUCAUAUAUGAUGGAUAAAUUUUAUUUCAUUGGCUGAAUGACAAUAUUGCAUCUUCAAAUUAAUAAAUGUAA